AUGGUAACCGCGCUACCGAGCAUUUUUUCCAUCGUGGUAAUAAUAGAAUUUCUCCUAGGAAAUUUUGCCAAUGGCUUCAUAGCACUGGUGAACUUCAUUGACUGGACCAAGAGACAAAAGAUCUCCUCAGUUGAUCACAUUCUCGCUGCUCUGGCUGUCUCCAGAAUUGGUUUGCUCUGGGUAAUGAUAAUAAAUUGGUAUGCAACUUUGUUCAGUCCAGAUUUCAAGAGCUUAGAAGUAAGAAUUAUUUUUCAAAUUGCCUGGACAGUAAGCAAUCAUUUUAGCAUCUGGCUGGCUACUAGCCUCAGCAUAUUUUAUUUGUUCAAAAUAGCCAACUUCUCCAGCCUUAUUUUCCUUCGCCUCAAGUGGAGAGUUAAAAGCGUCGUGCUUGUGAUGCUGCUGGGGUCUUUGUUUUUAUUGUUUUCUCAUGUUGCAACAGUGAGCAUAUAUGAGAAAGUGCAGACUAAGGAAUAUGAAGGGAAUGUCACUUGGAGGACCAAAUGGACGGACAUGGCACACCUCUCAAAUAUGACUGUAUUCACACUAGCAAACUUCAUACCCUUUGCUACGUCCCUGACGUCUUUUGUGCUGUUGAUCUUUUCCCUCUGGAGACAUCUCAAGCGGAUGCAGCUCUGUGGCAAGGGAUCCCAAGAUCCCAGCACCAAGGUCCACAUAAGAGCCAUGCAGACGGUGGUCUCCUUUCUCUUGUUCUUUGCAGGUUACGUUCUGAAUCUAAUUGUUACAGUUUGGAGUUUUAACGGGCUGCAGAAGGAACUGUUCAUGUUUUGCCAGGUACUUGCCUUCGUGUAUCCUUCGAUCCACUCGUUGAUGUUGAUUUGGGGAAACAAGAAGCUAAAACAGGCCUUUCUGUCUGUUUUAUACCAGGAAAAGUACUGGCUGAAAGAACAGAAACACUCAAGUCCAUAGAUAAAUAAGAGC
Messenger RNA from Herpailurus yagouaroundi (jaguarundi), 939 nucleotides. Its product is annotated as taste receptor type 2 member 46-like. The record is from RefSeq and is a predicted model, not a curated record. The transcript has a single exon. NCBI's taxonomy places the organism in Eukaryota, Metazoa, Chordata, Mammalia, Carnivora, Felidae. Gene Ontology annotation, cellular component: membrane. Gene Ontology annotation, biological process: sensory perception of taste; G protein-coupled receptor signaling pathway; detection of chemical stimulus involved in sensory perception of bitter taste. Bases 1 to 927 code for a protein of 308 amino acids. Gene Ontology annotation, molecular function: G protein-coupled receptor activity; bitter taste receptor activity.